AUGAAAACGUUAACUUUAUAUUUAAAAAUUACUACAUUCCUUCUUUUAAUAUGGAUGUAUCAAUGUUUUUAUAACUGUGAUUACUAUAAAACAUGGACUGAUAAAAAUAUAUUGCAAACAAAACAUGAGUUAAAAUAUGAAAGAGUAUUAACAGAGGGUGACAUAGCAGAUAAAAACCAAACUAAAGCUGAAGGAUGUCUAGAGGAAUGCCCAUCAUAUAAUAAAAAAAAAAAAAAAAAAAAUCGAUUUCAAAACCAGAAUCCAUCUCAUGGAGUCAAAACUCCAUCAUUGUGGGAGAAUUUUGAUAAAAAAGCAAAAGUAAUGGACCCUAAUUUGAGAGACCAUGAAUUGAAUAUUGAAUGGAAUAAUAUUUCACGUGACAAAGUUAUUAAUCUAUCUUCAAAAAUUUAUCAACAAAAUAUUCCAGAUGAUGGAAGACAAAUUUUAGUUCUUAGUGAUACGAAAGAUCAUUCAGAAUUAAAGAAAUUAUUAGACGUAUUUAAGAAAGAGAUAAGAGACAAUAAAACAGAAUCCGAAUCUAAAAAAGAGAUGAGAGAAAAUAUAACAGAAUCCGAAUAUAUGAAAGAUAUGAUAGACAAUAAAACAGAAUCCGAAUCUAUGAAAGAGAUGAUAGACAAUAAAACAGAAUCCGAAUCUAUAAAAGAGAUGGGAGACAAUAAAACAGAAUCCGAAUCUAAGAAUGAUAUGGGGGACAAUAAAACAGAAUCCGAAUCUAAGAAAGAGAUGACAGACAAUAAAACAGAAUCCGAAUCUAAGAAAGAGAUGACAGACAAUAAAACAGAAUCCGAAUCUAAGAAAGAGAUGACAGACAAUAAAACAGAAUCCGAAUCUAAGAAAGAGAUGACAGACAAUAAAACAGAAUCCGAAUCUAAGAAAGAGAUGACAGACAAUAAAACAGAAUCCGAAUCUAAGAAAGAGAUGACAGACAAUAAAACAGAAUCCGAAUCUAAGAAAGAGAUGACAGACAAUAAAACAGAAUCCGAAUCUAAGAAAGAGAUGACAGACAAUAAAACAGAAUCCGAAUCUAAGAAAGAGAUGACAGACAAUAAAACAGAAUCCGAAUCUAAGAAAGAGAUGACAGACAAUAAAACAGAAUCCGAAUCUAAGAAANAUUUUAUCUUAUAUAUUUUUUUUACUAAAAGUUCAAUAAAUGAUUUAUGUUUUUAAAAGUUAUGCUUUAACCAUAUUUUAAAUAAAUGUACGACUGACAAUAAAACAGAAUCCGAAUCUAAGAAUGAUAUGGGGGACAAUAAAACAGAAUCCGAAUCUAAGAAUGAUAUGGGGGACAAUAAAACAGAAUCCGAAUCUAAGAAUGAUAUGGGGGACAAUAAAACAGAAUCCGAAUCUAAGAAUGAUAUGGGGGACAAUAAAACAGAAUCCGAAUCUAAGAAUGAUAUGGGGGACAAUAAAACAGAAUCCGAAUCUAAGAAUGAUAUGGGGGACAAUAAAACAGAAUCCGAAUCUAAGAAUGAUAUGGGGGACAAUAAAACAGAAUCCGAAUCUAAGAAUGAUAUGGGGGACAAUAAAACAGAAUCCGAAUCUAAGAAUGAUAUGGGGGACAAUAAAACAGAAUCCGAAUCUAAGAAUGAUAUGGGGGACAAUAAAACAGAAUCCGAAUCUAAGAAUGAUAUGGGGGACAAUAAAACAGAAUCCGAAUCUAAGAAUGAUAUGGGGGACAAUAAAACAGAAUCCGAAUCUAAGAAUGAAAUGACAGAAAAUAAAAAAAAAAAAAAGAAAUCAAAUAUUUUGAAAUUUCUUUUUUGUAGUUGUGAUAACCAUUGA
Plasmodium gallinaceum is the source of this 1803-nucleotide messenger RNA. The record is from the annotation of a RefSeq genome assembly. Lineage: Eukaryota; Apicomplexa; Aconoidasida; Haemosporida; Plasmodiidae.